Molecule: messenger RNA, 801 nt
Organism: Trichobilharzia szidati
Lineage: Eukaryota; Metazoa; Platyhelminthes; Trematoda; Strigeidida; Schistosomatidae
Source: the annotation of a GenBank genome assembly
AUGUAUUUCAGAGAUUUCAUUGUACGACGUGCAAAACGCUCUGAAGAAGAAGCCAUUAAAUCAUUAACUAGUUAUAUGAAUUCACUGGAUCGGUCUUUAUUCUUAGCUGAUUUAAAUGCAUUCAUACAUGAUGGUAAACAUAAAGAUGGAACUCUAAUUUCAUGUUAUGUUGCUGUUGCUUUGGGCAAAGUUGUUGGUGUAGCGAUCUUACGCGAUGAAAAUAACAUAGAAUGGCUUCGAACUCAUUUUAACAUUGAAGAUUUUAUAUACUAUACACAUCAUGCUAGAAAUGAGCAUGUUUGCUUGUAUCAUUUUCUGCUGGCUGCCAAUUUCCAUUCGCAUACAUCAAUGUUUCUACGGGAAAUUCUGCGUCAAUCACGUAAAACAUGCAUUUACUAUCGUGUACCACCGCCAUAUGUAUAUGAGUCAUUCUAUGUUGAUACAACACUGAUAACUUGCCUAUCGAAAUUAACUCCUGUCAGUCCAAGAAGACAAAUUAAAUAUCCAAAAGCCUUAUUAAAUGAUAUAAAAGCACCAGAGAAAAGAGUUUUAGAAGAGGUGAAUUCAAUACCAGCCUUAUUUAUGACAACAGCAAAACUAUUAAUGGAACCGAAAGAAAUAAUCAAUGCUAGAAUAAUUGUCGUCGGUGCAUCAACAACCGGCUUAGCAGUACUUGAAACAUUAGCCACAUGUCCAUACAUUCGAUUCACGAAUCUAGUCCUGUUAUCUCCACAUGGACUUCCUGGAGAUACUCUGGAGAAAAUAGAUCCGCUGGCUUUCAAAUUUCUACCUUCAGAGUAA